CAACAAUCCCGGCUAUUUUGCGAUAAUACGACAUCGCUAAGAUGAAAUCCAAUCCCCUUCUCAAUCUCGAUACAAAAAUCGGCGAUGCAUGGUUUCCCAGAAAGUUAUAUAAUUCGAAGAAUUGGCAAUAUUUAUGUGUUCUUAGCGGGCAACUUGCCGGCAUAUCAUAUAUACUAUCAUUCGUGGCAAUAGGAGGAUUACCCCCAGUACCGUCAUACUGGGAUGCAGAUCGUGUUCAUGAGCACUACUUCAAACACGAGAACGGAUGUAAGGCAGCGGCGAUACUUUUGAUAAUGGCUGGGGCUUUCUAUCUUCCCUGGGUAGCUGUUAUAUCCAAGCAUAUGAGGCAGAUCCCAAAUGUUGAUCCCAUUCUUUGUGAUUUGCAAUUGGUCAGCGGCGCCGUCGGAUUCUGUACUAUUUUUACUGUGCCAGGCGUGAUCCUUGCUACACUGAUAUCUCGCGACUACGGACCAGAAUUGACUCUACUACUCAGUGAUUUAUUUUGGACGAUGAACAAUAUCACAUGGCCUGCAUUUUGGAUACAGAAUUGGACUCUGGCAUGGGCGGUGUUUGCUGAUAAAUCUCCAAACCCGAUAUUUCCCAAAGUCGUCGGGGUGGUUAAUGUAGCCGCGCCUGUUGGGGGGUCAUUAGCAUCAGGAAUACAUAUGCAGUUUUACGGUCCGAUGGCAAGGAAUGGAGCAUUAGCAUUCUGGCUUCCUCUGGGUUUAUUUUCAGUCGCGUAUGCAGCAGACACACUUACCCUGCUCUGGAAUAUCUGGACUGAGCCUGAUAUGGAUGCUGAGAGUGAGUGUAACCUCACUGCAGGCUAGUGGGAGGACUUUCUGCGACAUAGUUAAUAGUUAAUGACAGCAUCCAGUGGAAUUGACUGAAGCAUAAAUCUUGGGCUCGGCUAUCUCACGACAAGAAAUCGUUUACAAUGUUACUCAUCCAUGGGUGCAAUGAAACAUGGU
Messenger RNA from Talaromyces proteolyticus, 971 nucleotides. RefSeq lists its product as uncharacterized. The coding region runs from base 42 to 830 and encodes 262 amino acids. The record is from RefSeq and is a predicted model, not a curated record. The transcript has a single exon. NCBI's taxonomy places the organism in Eukaryota, Fungi, Ascomycota, Eurotiomycetes, Eurotiales, Trichocomaceae.